Messenger RNA from Aplosporella prunicola CBS 121167, 1704 nucleotides. RefSeq lists its product as uncharacterized. NCBI's taxonomy places the organism in Eukaryota, Fungi, Ascomycota, Dothideomycetes, Botryosphaeriales, Aplosporellaceae. The transcript has 2 exons. Gene Ontology annotation, biological process: positive regulation of transcription by RNA polymerase II; intracellular copper ion homeostasis; intracellular iron ion homeostasis. Bases 1 to 1704 code for a protein of 567 amino acids. The record is from RefSeq and is a predicted model, not a curated record. Gene Ontology annotation, cellular component: nucleus. Gene Ontology annotation, molecular function: RNA polymerase II cis-regulatory region sequence-specific DNA binding; copper ion binding; DNA-binding transcription factor activity, RNA polymerase II-specific.
AUGCCUAUCGUCAAUGGCGAGAAAUACGCUUGUGAUUCGUGCAUCAAGGGCCAUCGCGUCAGCGGCUGCACGCACUCAGAUCGUCCUCUGAAACACAUAAAUCCAAAGGGCCGGCCUGUCAAGCAAUGCGAGCACUGCCAAAAGGCUCGCAAGACAAAGUCUCACCAUGCUCGCUGCGACUGCGGCACUAAGAAAGACAAGACAAAGGCCGCCGCCGAAAAGGCCGCCAGCGAGGGCGACCACGACACCACCCUGAACCUGCACCCCGGCCAGGAUGACGGAUGCCGCUGCUUUCUGGGUCAAGGCGGUCAGUGCAUAUGCGGGCUGAAGAAGGAUCCACUGGACCUGCGCAUCGAUACGGGCAUCCACCGGCUUCCCGCUCACCUCAGCAAGUCCAAGCCGCCGCUCGUCUCCUCUCGAUCCGAGGCCCAUCUGACCGUCUUUGCCAAUGGCCACCACAAGCCUUGCCACGGCCGCCUGAACAACACGGCGCACACGUCGGGCGUCCCGUACAAGAUUCCCCGUCAUCACACCAUGUCGCAGGUCCCUCACCACCAGUCGCACGACAAUCUCGGCGAGAUCUACAGCAAGACCAUGGACCCGGCCCGCCGCUCCGUCGACAGCUUGAACCUGAACAUGUCCAGCAACUCUCCCUUUGGCUACUUCACCCCCCAGUCUACGGCCGAAAGCGUUCCCCUGACCCCUCUCGCCGGCAGCAUGGAGCACGACACGAACAUGUUCGACCCGUCGAAAUACAUGUUCAGCUCGCAGCCCGUCGACAAGGUGGUCGGAGGGACCAGCAUGCCUCACGGUUUGCCCAUGUCCGAGAGCGUGCCGGUGCACACGUAUCCGUGGAUGGACAACAUGUACCCCGCUCCCAUGGUGCCGCAGUACGGAUUGGACAGCAUUUCGACGUCGCCCACGGGAGAUAUCACUCCGGACGUCGAAUUCGGCCUUCCCACUAGCCACACAGACAUCAACAUCAACCCCUGGUCUGCCGGUGAUCUCCCCUUGGACCCCAACAAGCUGUCGGAAUCUUUCCCGCAGCCCAUCUCUCACAGCGGCGAUUCUAACCGCCAAAGCAUGCCAGGCAUGACAACAUCUUCAGGCACACAGUCGGAAGUCGGCGAACCCCCGGCCUUUGGCGACAUGGACUUGAACAAAAUGCAGCAGCCUUUCGGUGACCAGAUGCUCGACGGAUACCAAUUUCGGGAACCUUCGUCGUAUCGCUUGAGCACGCAGUCUCUGCAGUCGCUGCAGUCGCAGAACCAGCAGCUCCCCACCUCGGUACCGCCAAACGAAAACCGCCGCUCCCUGGACGUCGACUACAUGCGCGGUUCGCAGGGUGGCUUUCCGAUGAGUUUCAGCCACAGCCAGAGCCCGGAAAGCAUGUUCGUCAGCUCCGCCCCAAUGGACAGCCAGCGCAUCUACCGGACGGCCGCGCCCACGUCGACGUCCGGAUCCUCAGAGUCAUCGCGCACCGUCGUGCCAACGACGGGCGAGUACGAGAUUUCGUUUCCGCCCGCCAUCAUCGGGGGUGGCGGCAGCGUCGGUGCAAGUGUCGGCACCGCAGACGCGAGUCAAGGGAGCUGGUUCAACUUUCUCGACAAUGGCAUGAACAAUGGCAUGAACAUCGAUGGUCUUGCGAUGCCGGUGGCUAUGGACAACACACAUACUACACACGAGUAUUCGACCUGGUUAUAG